Molecule: messenger RNA, 1041 nt
Organism: Aegilops tauschii subsp. strangulata
Lineage: Eukaryota; Viridiplantae; Streptophyta; Magnoliopsida; Poales; Poaceae
Source: RefSeq, a predicted model, not a curated record
AUGGAGCGGGCCCCCCAGGACGUGACGAUGCGGCCUCAGGAGGAGCCGGCUCCCGCAGGCCAGCAAGCCGUGGAGCCGUCCGCCCUUUUCGUGCCUGAGGGGGGCUCGGAGCCUCCGGUGCCCCAAGCCAUCCUCGCCACCGCUUCCCCGGUGAUGGCGCCAGCCAACGCGCCGGUGCUACCUCCUCCCCAGGCCCUUGCGCUGGCGGACUGCGGCCCCCUCAUCAGGCCAGGCACUCUGGACGACGCCCACGCCGCGCUCGAGCAGCUCGGAGCCGAUCUUCAGGAUGGCGACAGGUGCCUCAUGAGGGAGCGCCUGGUGCUUAUCUCUGGGUGGCUCCAGGCCGACACAUCUGCCAAGACGGCCUGGGGUUGGGCUGAGGCCGCUAUCAUGGAAGGCAGGAGGGAGGAUGCCAAAGCCAAGGAAGCUCGUGACACAGCGUUGGCGAACGCUGCCUCCGCCGAGGAGUGUCGUGCCGAGGCAGAGGCCAAGUUGAAGGCCCUCCAGGAUGAACAAGCCUCGCACAAUCGAAGGCUCCAGCAGUUGGAGGAAGACCUGAAGGCCCGCAAGGCAAAGCUCGCCGAUCGCGGCGCCGAGCUGGCCGAGGUGACCACUGACCAGGCCGCAGAGCGUGGCCACCUGGACACGCUGAACAAAGAGGUGGCCGACGCCCAGGCAUCCCAUGGUCGGCACGUCUCCGAGGCAGCAACUCAGUUGGAGGCCAGGGAGAAGGCCCUUGGCACCGCCGAGAAAGAGGUGGCGGAACGCGACGCCUUCCCCUCCCUCGAGCUCAAGGCUCGCGACGCGCUAAGCUCCAUCUGGAGGGGAGGGUAUGAGGAGCCGUUGGCGACCCCCGAGGAAGGCCUUGCGGGGCUCUCCUCCAAGCUUGCGGAGGCGCUCAGAGGCGCCGCCACCAAAGUGGACUCCAUUCUGGAGGAGUACCGCUCCCUCUUCCGCGGCCACGACGCGCGUCUUUGGCCAUCUCUACCUUCAGGACCUCGGCUUCGACUUCGGCGCAGUGAUCUGCUCAAUUGCUCCUGA